Messenger RNA from Sarcophilus harrisii (Tasmanian devil), 297 nucleotides. The record is from the annotation of a RefSeq genome assembly. Lineage: Eukaryota; Metazoa; Chordata; Mammalia; Dasyuromorphia; Dasyuridae.
AUGCUUUCCAUUAACAUAAACCUUAUCGUAGCUUUUGCACUAGCUCUAGUCGGAGUAUUAAUCUAUCGAUCACACCUAAUAUCCACCCUCCUUUGUCUAGAAGGCAUAAUAUUGUCCUUAUUUAUUCUUAUAACAUUACUAAUUACCCACUUCCAUAUAUUCUCAAUAUCUAUACUACCUUUAAUCUUAUUAGUGUUCUCAGCCUGUGAAGCAGGAAUUGGUCUCGCCCUACUAGUUAAAAUCUCAACAACCCAUGGUAAUGAUUAUAUUCAAAAUUUAAACCUACUACAAUGCUAA